Pyricularia pennisetigena is the source of this 3312-nucleotide messenger RNA. RefSeq lists its product as uncharacterized. Gene Ontology annotation, biological process: maturation of 5.8S rRNA; RNA catabolic process. The record is from RefSeq and is a predicted model, not a curated record. Gene Ontology annotation, cellular component: nucleus. The transcript is spliced from 2 exons. Gene Ontology annotation, molecular function: RNA helicase activity; ATP binding; RNA binding. Lineage: Eukaryota; Fungi; Ascomycota; Sordariomycetes; Magnaporthales; Pyriculariaceae. The coding region runs from base 1 to 3312 and encodes 1103 amino acids.
AUGGCGGACUUGUUCGACGUUUUCGACGAGCAGCCAGAGGCGCCGGCGGUCGACUUGGAUCGCAACGCGUCUGACACCAAAUCCAAGAAGACUAAAAAGUCAAAGCGUGACAAGAGCAAGGAUAAGAGUAAAAAGCGCAAGGCUGACGGCCAUGUGAAAAAUUUGGGUGCUGAGGAGAAGAACGGCGCUGAGGUGCAGCCUGAGCCUCAAGAGGACGUUGAAAUGGCUAAUGGCACGCAGCCAUCGACGGGUGACGCCGGCUCAGAGGACUCCUCGUCAGAUGAGCAUCAAGAAACCAAGCGACGAAAGAAGGAGGGCGAGGCCGAACCGAUCCUUACCGACACCUUCGAGACUGCCCAAUCGAGACAGGUUGCUGCAGCGGAGGGCUUCGGCGGCAAGGAGGAGGAUUCACUAGUGCUUUCGCAUAACAUCCAGCAUCAAGUUGCCUUGCCGCCCGAUCUCGACUACGUCUAUGUUCCCCUGUCGGAGCACAAGCCGCCCGAGGAGCCUGCGCGAAAGUAUGCAUUCAAACUCGACCCCUUUCAGAGCAUAUCGGUCGCUUCGAUCGAGCGCGAUGAGAGUGUACUAGUCUCCGCGCACACCAGUGCUGGAAAGACUGUAGUUGCCGAGUAUGCGAUUGCGCACUGCCUCAAGAGAAAUCAGAGAGUUAUCUACACGAGCCCGAUCAAGGCACUCAGCAACCAGAAGUUCAGAGACUUCCAGGCCGAGUUUGGCGAUGUUGGCUUGAUGACUGGUGAUGUCACCAUCAAUCCAACCGCCAGCUGCCUUGUCAUGACAACGGAAAUUUUGCGUUCCAUGUUGUACCGCGGUUCAGAAAUCACGCGCGAGGUGGGAUGGGUUGUGUUCGACGAGAUCCACUACAUGCGUGAUGCAACCCGAGGUGUCGUGUGGGAGGAGACCAUCAUCAUGUUGCCUGACAAGGUUCGCUACGUUUUUCUGUCGGCCACCAUCCCAAAUGCUUUCCAAUUCGCCGAAUGGAUAGCCAAGAUUCACCGACAGGCCUGUCACGUUGUUUACACCGACUUCCGCCCGACCCCCCUCCAGAACUACUGUUUCCCCGCUGGAGGAGAUGGCAUCUACCUCAUGGUUGAUGAAAAGGGCGUGUUUAGGGAGAAGAAAUUCAUGGAAGCCAUUGGCUCGAUUGCAGGGAGGAAUGACGACGAUGAGUCAAUGCCGCGUCAGAAGGGCAAGGGCAAGAACAAGAAGGCCGUAAAGAACACUGCGGCGGACAGCAAGGCAGACAUUACCAAGAUCAUAAAAAUGAUCAUGAGGAAAGCCUUCCAUCCGGUCAUCGUCUUCAACUUCAGCAAGCGCGAGUGUGAGAACCUUGCACUCAAGGUGUCAACAUUGAACUUCAAUCACGAGUCAGAGCAAAAGCUGGUCGAGGAUAUUUUCAGGAACGCCAUCAUGUCGCUGUCUGAAGAGGACCAAGGCCUUCCUCAGAUCCAGCACCUACUUCCUCUGCUCAAGAAGGGUAUCGGUGUCCAUCACUCUGGUCUCCUGCCCAUUCUGAAGGAGACUAUCGAGAUCCUCUUCCAGGAAAACCUGAUUAAGGUUCUUUUUGCCACAGAAACCUUCUCCAUCGGGUUGAACAUGCCGGCCAAGACUGUCGUAUUUAGUCAAGUUAAGAAGUUUGACGGCGUGAAGGAGAGGCCACUUACACCCUCAGAGUACAUCCAAAUGUCGGGUCGAGCCGGUCGUCGUGGUCUUGAUGAUCGUGGUAUUGUCAUCAUGAUGAUUGAUGACAAGCUUGAUCCCGAAACGGCCAAGGGCAUGGUUUGCGGUCAACAAGAUCGUCUCAACUCGGCUUUCCAUCUGGGCUACAACAUGAUCCUGAACUUGCAGCGUAUCGAAACCGUGUCUCCAGAGUACAUGCUGGAGAGGUGUUUCUACCAGUUCCAAAACGCUUCCAGCGUGCCAGCCUUGGAAAAGAAGCUGAUCGAGCUGCAGCAAAAACGUGACGCCAUGGUAAUUCCUGACGAGACCACCGUCAAAGACUAUCACAUCGUCCGCCAACAGAUCGAAUCGUACAAGAAGGAUAUGGAAGCCGUGAUACAACAUCCGAACAACUGCUUGGAAUUUAUGCAGCCUGGAAGAUUGGUCAAGAUCAAGACCCCGGAUGGCAUUGACUUUGACUGGGGAGUUGUGGUCAACUUUGUACCACGCAAGUCUGCCAAGUUUGGCGAUGAAGAGCCGUCACCACAAGAGUCAUAUCUCAUCGAUGUCGCCUUGUUCGUAUCGGAGGAUAGCAUCUCGCCUCCACCGCACGCAUCAGUUUCCAAGGAAAGUCACAUCGCAGAUGGUGUCGCCCCAAGCGGUUCCGUCGACCAGGGACGGUUGGAGAUUGUGCCAUGUCUCUUGACCUGCAUGGUUGCCAUUAGCCAGAUCCGUAUUUUCAUGCCCAAGGAGCUUAAUCAGCUUGGCAAGUCGCAGGUGAGCCUGGCUUUGGUAGAGGUCCAUCGUAGGUUCCCAGACGGAGUACCCUUUUUGGAUCCUAUCGAGAACAUGGGCAUCAAGGACGAUUCUUUCAAGAAGCUUAUGCGCAAGAUCGAGGUCCUUGAGUCACGUCUGCUCUCCAACCCUCUCCAUGGCUCACCGAAUCUCCCGGAGUUGUGGGACAAGUACAAGGUCAAGACAGAGUUGACUACACAGAUCAAGGAGACCAAGAGAGCCAUCAACAAGUCGUAUAGUAUCGCACAGCUCGAUGAGCUCAAAUCGCGCAUGCGAGUUCUCCGCCGGCUCAACUUCAUCAACGAGAACGAGGUAGUGCAGAUGAAGGCUCGCGUCGCUUGCGAAAUCUCCUCCACAGAAGGGCACGAACUUGUGAUUUCAGAGCUGCUGUUCAACGGUUUCUUCAACGAGCUGGAGCCAGAAGUCUGCGCUGCCAUCUUGAGCUGCUUUGUCUUUGACGAGAAGAUGGAGGGCACGCCGUUGAAAGAGGAUCUCGACAAGCUGGUUCGCGAGAUCCAUGCACAGGCCAAGACGAUCGCACGCAUUAGUCGCGAGAGUAAACUAGACGUCAGUGACGAACAAGUUGUUGGAAGUCUCAAAUGGCAGCUUACAGAAACUGUUUUGGCAUGGGCCAAAGGCAGACCUUUCGCGGAGAUCUGUAAAAUGACAAAUGCAUACGAGGGUUCAUUGGUGCGUAUCAUGCGUCGCCUUGAGGAGCUGUUGAGGCAGAUGGCGGAAGCAGGCAAGGUCAUGGGCAGCGAGAUGUUGCAGAAAAAGUUUGAGAAGGCUCUCUCAUUGAUAUCAAGAGACGUCGUCUCGGCUGCCAGUCUCUACUUGUGA